AUGUUUACUUUUUGCUGGAUCCUACUACUGUUUAUCAAAGGAGCAGAGGUUAGAGAGUUUAAUCUGACAGAGUGUCUUUAUAAAGGACCUGAAAGGAUUUAUCAUGCAAUUACUGAUGAGGAGUUUAUCUUGGAAUGUGUUUUGCCAUCCCAACACCGUACCCACAUGUACAACAACUCAUUUCUCUAUACAAGUAAAGUGCUGUGGUUCUGGCAACAAAAAGAUGGAGAACCAGUGAAGAUUAUCAGCAAUGAAAGCACUAACCCCACUCAGGAAGGGAAUGCACUUUGGUUUAGACCGAUAGGGAUUAAUGCUUCUGGAGUAUAUAUCUGUAUGAUAAGGGAAGAAAUCCCAUGUCUCUCAAACAUCAUAAAGGUUCAAGCGAAGAACAAUGCAAAUUGUUCGGAUAAUGGCAGAAAUGAGCUGUCUCUUCUCAUUGAACAAGGACAUUCAAUUUCUUGUCCUGGGAUACACUGUUACAAUCAUUUACAAAGGUCACCAGUGACAUGGUACAAGAAUGGAAUUCGAGUAAUGUUUCAGGAGAUUAGAGAAGGUCUAAAACUUACGGAUGAUAAAAUCCUCUUGCAUCGUAUCUAUGAGCAAGAUGCUGGUAUUUAUGUAUGUGAUUACAUUGUAUUUGACAACAGCAUCCAGUGGACAAUGAGACGAGUAGUUAGAGUAAAAAUCAUUGCACGAAACACUGUCCACACCCCAAACAUCUUGUCUCCCAGUGGCGUGAAGACCCUUGAAGUAGAAGUUGGAAAACCUCUUACAAUUGAAUGCAAAGUAUUUUUUGGCUUUGAAAGGGAUUUUUUGCCCAUGAUAACUUGGUACAGAGACAACAAAGAAAGUAAAAGUGAGCCACUUUUGCAGAAGCCAACACGGAUUCGUGUAGAAGAACUUGAAGGCAAAUCAUUUGUUCAUGUUGCCACACUCAAGGAAGUUACUGAAAGGGACCUGAACAGCAACUUCAUCUGCUUUGCUCAGAAUUCUGUGGGGAACUCGACAGGAGUGCUCAAGCUAAAAAGGAAGGAAAGAGCACUUUUCAAAUUCAUAUUAUAUGGUGCGAUUGCAGUUCUAGUUGGACUCCUGGUGGGCAGUGCUUUUGUUUACCAGCAUUGGAUCGAAAUAGUGCUGAUGUAUAGAAAUUACUUGGCCAAGGACGAAACUAUAGGGGAUUCCAAAGAAUUUGAUGCAUUUGUGUCCUAUGCAAAACAACACUCCUUUGAAAGUGAUUCCACUUUUCUUAAUGAGGAACAGUUUGCCCUGGAGGUCCUUCCAGAGAUGUUGGAAAACAAAUACGGAUACAAACUGUGUCUCCUUGAAAGGGACAUUCUUCCAGGAGGAGCUUACACUGAUGAUAUCGUAACAGCUAUUCAACAAAGCAGGCGAGCUAUAAUUAUCUUGAGUCCUGGCUAUGUCAAUGGACCCAGCAUCUUUGAACUGCAGGCAGCAGUGAACUGUGCUUUAGAAGAUAACAUGAUAAAACUGAUUUUAAUUAAAUACAAGUCGUUCCAAGAGCCAGAGUCUUUACCUCCAAUAGUGAAGAAAGCUCUUAAAAUUUUACCAGUGGUUACCUGGAAAUCUUCUAACUCUAACUCACCAAACAAACAAUUCUGGAAAUAUAUGCGGUAUCACAUGCCAGUGAAAAAUACCAGGGGGCUAGGGAAAAAACAGUCUAAAGUUUUUUUCUCAUAG
Messenger RNA from Emys orbicularis (European pond turtle), 1698 nucleotides. It is a transcript of the gene IL18RAP, whose product is annotated as interleukin 18 receptor accessory protein. The transcript is spliced from 10 exons. The record is from RefSeq and is a predicted model, not a curated record. Gene Ontology annotation, biological process: interleukin-18-mediated signaling pathway. Gene Ontology annotation, molecular function: interleukin-1 receptor activity; interleukin-18 receptor activity. Bases 1 to 1698 code for a protein of 565 amino acids. Lineage: Eukaryota; Metazoa; Chordata; Testudines; Emydidae.